AUGCCAGAUACUGUCGAGGUGCGCGAAGCUGACAAUGGAGCCCCGCUCCAACGCGUUUCAAUACGAUGUCCCGCCUUCAAUGCCGAACGUCGAGCGUUAUGGUUCGCCCAGCUCGAGGGACAGUUUCAUCUAUCUGUGAUUAACGAUGAAGUAACGAGGUAUUACUAUGCCUCGUCUCAUCUCGAUCCCAAGGCCGCUGCUGAGGUGCAGGAUAUCCUCCUAAAUGUGCCUGUCGAGACAUCGUACACACGUCUCAAGGAGAUGCUCGUCGAACGCCUCACGCUCUCCCGGGACGUACGACUCCAGCAGCUGCUCGACCGAGAGGUAUUGGGUGACAGGAAGCCCUCGCAAUUCCUGCGUCAUCUCAGGAGUCGCGACGACACGGUUCCUGACAACAUUUUACGCACCAAGUGGCUCAGCCGACUGCCGAUGACGACGCAGUCCGUCCUGGCUUCACAAGCGGACAUGGCUCUCGACAGGCUUGCAACACUCACCGACAAACUGCACGAGAUCGCAUUGCCGGUAGCCCACAUCAAUGACGUCCAGGAGCCAACGUCCUCAGCCCUCGAGACACGCUUUGAAUUAGCCUCUACGCUGAUUCAAGGAAUCUCUACGCUUCUACGCUGA
Diachasma alloeum is the source of this 627-nucleotide messenger RNA. RefSeq lists its product as uncharacterized. The transcript has a single exon. NCBI's taxonomy places the organism in Eukaryota, Metazoa, Arthropoda, Insecta, Hymenoptera, Braconidae. The record is from RefSeq and is a predicted model, not a curated record. The coding region runs from base 1 to 627 and encodes 208 amino acids.